Rotaria sp. Silwood2 is the source of this 774-nucleotide messenger RNA. The record is from the annotation of a GenBank genome assembly. Lineage: Eukaryota; Metazoa; Rotifera; Eurotatoria; Philodinida; Philodinidae.
AUGGAUGUUGAUAUGCCAACAAUCGAUGAAAAUCAAAUAAAAGAAGUAUUCGAAUUAAGUUACAAAGAAAAAAUUUCAUCAUUUGAAAUACUUAAUUCAUCUAGUUAUAUAAUUAAUGCUGAUAAUAAAUAUCUUAUGAAAUUAUUUUCACAUUCAUCAAUUUCUCUUGAACAAUUACAAUCUAUUUUAUCAUUAUGUCAAUGUAAUGGAACAAUUCUUGAUAUAUCAUCUAUAGAUCAAUCUCAUAUUGUUAUUUUUAAUAAUAAUAAUUUUUCAUUAAAUAAACAAAUUGGUUAUUUAUUAGCAGAAUGGCGUUUACAUACACGUAAUAUUCUUAAAAUUUCAUGGAAAAAUCCUUUUAAUAAUGAAUGGUUCAAUCAACAAUAUGCAUUUAUUAUUAAUAAAAAAAAGAAUAGUUAUCCAUUUCUUUUAUCAAAUUUAUAUACAUGUCAAGAACAAAUUUCAACUAUAGAUGAAAAUAAAUUAGAAAUUGGUCUUUUAUGGAAUAAUAAUCAACAAUCAUUUUAUUUGAUUGAUUUAGUUUUAUCUUUUCUAACAAAUAUUGAUUCAUUUAAUUAUAAUAUUAAAGAAAUAAUUCAUGCAUAUGAAGAAAUUAUUUCAUUAACAAAUGAUGAAAUCAAUCUUUUGGAUAUAUUUGUUCGUUUACAAUUUGUUUUAUUAUUGAAUAAUCAAGAUAUUGAUGAUGAUAAACAAUUAGAUUUACUUGAACAACUUUGUUCAAAUGUUUUUUUUGUUCGAAAUCUAGUCAGAUAA